This is a messenger RNA of Anopheles aquasalis, 1035 nucleotides long. RefSeq lists its product as uncharacterized. The record is from RefSeq and is a predicted model, not a curated record. Lineage: Eukaryota; Metazoa; Arthropoda; Insecta; Diptera; Culicidae.
AUGGUACCAAGUUAUCUAACGACGCUUUUGUUGGUGCUGUUCGCAUUAGUUAGGGAAGUGGUUCUUAUUAGUCCGGAAAGCAGAAGUGGUGAUUCGAAGGGAUAUUCCAACAUGCAUUCGCGUGCAUUAGCUUUCCCUGGGAUGACCACGCUUCAGAUUACAAUGUGUACCGUGACGAAUGGGCGGUUGUUCAAAUCGCCCACCAAAGAUUAUCCCGUGCGCCGGUUGGGUAUUAAUCUUGGAUUCCAGGUCAACUACAAUCUUCCGUUCAACCUGAUGGCCUUCUACAAACCAACCUACUGGGCCCGAGCCUUGGUUGGUAUUGUGGAAGGCAGAUUUCAACCAACGACCGUUGUGUCCGCUCGCGACUUCAAACGCUCGGUUACCCACCGAAAUUCAGACCUCACGGCUGGUCAGCUCUAUCGUGCUGUUGAAGAGCUCAUGGACGCUAUGGAAUUUGGUUCCGAUUGCUUGGCCAAAAGUGUUUGCGAACUAGCACACAGCCCUUUCCAUCGUGACGCCAACCAGGAAGAUUUGCUUGUCGAAAUUGCACAUUUCUUGCUAACACCAUCUGUGCAUCGGUCUUUCGGAGACGCAGAGUACCGGGAUCGCAUCAAGUACGAGAUGGCCGAAAAUUUGGGGUUUUUUGGACGAUUUAAAGGUUAUAAGAAGGAAUUCAAGUCGCUUCCCACCUCCGGCCGUUGUUUCCUUUGCAAAAGUGGGUCGGAAAAGUGUAAGUUACUUGGAGGACCGCUACCAGCUGCAGUGCGAAAGAUCCACGAAACGAAGCUGAAAUCAGCAAAAAGAAUCUUAAAUCCUUUCGCAACGCUGUGGGAACCAGUGAACCGGCUCACAAACAACUGUGUCUCAAAAGGAAACCAUCGAAAACCGCACCGCUAUCAUCACGACAAGGUUCGGGGUCCAACUCACAUCCCCAACAUAGAAGAGGGCUACAUCUUUAGGACACAGAAAGCUAGACUGGGGUAAAUCGUUAUCGAAGAGGAAGGAGUGUGGCCUCCGCGCCACCAUAUGGAU